UGCUAUGGACAAAUUCCAUGAAGGACUUGGUCAAAGACACAUAUGCUUUACAUAGUAGUAGGAGGCCUAUAAUUAGAGAAGAGAGAAUUUGUGUCGGAGCAUAUAAUCCAAAGACAAAUAAUGCUUCUUAUCCACCCAUUUCAUCCUUGUUUUACUGCUAUUUCGCACGGGACAGCAACUACAAAAGACGAUGGAGGAUGGAUGCUAGAAUCAUAAAUCCUUCCUUUGGUGUCUUAGCUCAAACCUCACCUCAAUAAUCUUUCGUGCUAGCUAGCUUAAUCAUAUUCCAAUUCCAACAGAACCAAAUUCUGCUAGCUAGCUAGUACGUCAAAGGAAAUAAAAUAAUAUGGCAUUCAGCGGGACCCAACAGAAAUGCAAGGCUUGCGACAAAACUGUUCACUUGGUCGAAGGUUUAUCUGUCGAUGGGGCUGCUUAUCACAAGAAUUGCUUCAGAUGCAGCCAUUGCAAUGGCCUUCUUGCGAUAAGCAACUACUCAUCCACCGAAGGGGUUUUGUACUGCAAGGUGCACUUUGAGCAGCUUUUCAAGGAAACUGGCGCCUACCCCAAGAAAUCCCAGUCGUCUGGAAAGCCUCCACUCGAGCUGAAUAGAGCACCAAGCAAACUUUCUGCCUUCUUCUCUGGGACUCAAGAGAAAUGUUCAAAAUGCAAGAAAACCGUAUAUCCAUUGGAAAAGUUGACCGUGGAAGGCGAGUUUUACCAUAAAUCAUGUUUUAGGUGUGCACAUGGAGGAUGUUUCCUGACCCCUUCAACCUAUGCUGCUCUUGAUGGAUAUCUUUACUGCAAGCCUCACUUCUCUCAAUUGUUCAAGGAGAAGGGUAGCUACAGUUAUCUGUCCAAGCAAACUUCAUUGAAGAAAAGUGAAAUGCAACAAGAACAAGAGGCUGUGGAGAAAACAACAACAACAACAACAACCGAUGAUGAUCGCUCAGAGCCAGAGCCAGAGACGACGACAACAACAACAACAAUGGAAGCUGAACAAGCUGAUGAUGAUCACUCUGAGCAAGAACACUAGAUUGAUUGAUGGAACAUUAAUUUUGCAAGGGGAGGCUUCACUUGUGUCUUUGAGUAAAAUUGAUCUUUCUGGCUACAAAUAGAACAACCCCAUUUGGGACAUUUUGAAGUUCCUGAUUCAUUGGGUUGUGUGGCUUUGUGUCAUUUGGGAAGAUUCCCGCAAAAGGGCUAUUACAGUAUUAUGUGUUCCAUAAUUUGCAAACAGUCAGUGUAGACAGUUAACCGUUAAGCCUUUCUGUUCUUUGGGGCAUGUACAUGACUUUCUCAAGCCAAAGUGCAUGCAUGCAUGCUACAAUCAUUUCAGAUGUAUUUCAUUCUUUGUAUUCAGAAACAGAUAUCAGAGUAGAAAAAGAAGAUUUUAUUGUCUGAAUGGAUUACAAUAGCAA
Messenger RNA from Glycine soja, 1418 nucleotides. RefSeq names its product LIM domain-containing protein WLIM2b-like. The record is from RefSeq and is a predicted model, not a curated record. NCBI's taxonomy places the organism in Eukaryota, Viridiplantae, Streptophyta, Magnoliopsida, Fabales, Fabaceae. The transcript has 5 exons. Gene Ontology annotation, biological process: actin filament bundle assembly. Gene Ontology annotation, molecular function: actin filament binding. Gene Ontology annotation, cellular component: actin cytoskeleton; plasma membrane. The coding region runs from base 347 to 1033 and encodes 228 amino acids.